Molecule: messenger RNA, 5812 nt
Organism: Pararge aegeria (speckled wood butterfly)
Lineage: Eukaryota; Metazoa; Arthropoda; Insecta; Lepidoptera; Nymphalidae
Gene: p130CAS
Product: breast cancer anti-estrogen resistance protein 1
Exons: 9
Coding region: 351-2126 (591 amino acids)
Biological process (GO): cell migration; cell surface receptor protein tyrosine kinase signaling pathway
Cellular component (GO): plasma membrane; cytoplasm
Molecular function (GO): protein binding
Source: RefSeq, a predicted model, not a curated record
CGCGAUAGCGCGAGCACGCCGUACGGUAUACGGACCGCCAGUCCGUACGCUCGCGCUUAUCGGGGCGGGUGUCAGUCCGGUGUCAUCGUUGCGUUGUCGUGUCGCGCCGAUUUUUGGAUGUUCCUGAAGUGUCUGAUAAAGCUGACUGAAAUGAGAGCUUUUUUGUGUCGUGCGAUUUUUCUGGGUUAAUGCAACAUUGAAUCGUGGUGGGUUUUAGUUUGUGGGGAGCGGGCCUUCGGAAAAGUGUUUUUCUUGUUGGUACGAGGCGGCGCACGAGCCCGUAGUGUCGAUUCGGUGGAUGGUGCGGCGCGGGCGGACGCCGGGGUGCGGCCGGCGGCGCCGCUAGCAAAAUGUCGAUACCCCUGGGCCGGGAGACUGUUCUCCCUACGCAGUGCAUGGCGCGAGCACUAUACGAUAACAUAGCGGAGUCACCGGACGAGCUGGCCUUCCGACGCGGCGAUCUGCUCACCGUCCUGGAGCAAAACACCGGCGGCAGCGAGGGCUGGUGGCUCUGUUCGCUGAGAGGUAGACAGGGAAUAUGUCCUGGAAACAGACUGAGGAUUGUGGCGGGGGUCUUCGAUGCAAGCUCCGCGAUGCAGAGGCGGCGUGCUCGCACCCCCGCGCCGGUCGCUCAUCAACCUCUACCCGCGCAACUGUCGCCCGCAUUCACAAAAAUUGAAGAAUGCUCACAUUACGACGUACCUCGCGCGCCGAUGCCUGUUCAGCGUAUAAUCGGGACCUAUGACUGCCCAAGGCUCGCCACAGACUUGUACGACGCUCCAAGAGCGCCGCGGCCAGCGAGCGCGGAUUCAGCUUGCAGCGGUACCGGCUCACUAACUUCGGCUACGUCAAGUGCAUCAGCCAACUCUGGCAGUUCCGCACAUUCCGCCGCAUCUGCGUCCAGCACGUAUGACGUGCCGCGGACCCGUGCGCUACCUUUACCUUGUGAUGCGGCACUGGAAGCUCUUGAAAGGCUACAGGAGGAAGCGUCAGCGGCAGUCUCGCGGCUGCUAUCGUACGUGUCCCCGGGCUGGCGGCGGCGCGGAGCGUUGCGGCCGCGCGUUUUAGACGUGCGCGUGGCUGGCGCGCGACUGCGGGCCGCCUUACACGACCUCGCCGUCUUUGCCGACGCUACGCUGGCCAACGCGCAUGAUGCCCAAGACAAAGGUAUCGCAGUAAAGCUACGGCCGCUAGUGAAGGCACUCAAAGACGCUGAGCGCAUAACACACGAAGCAACGAGUGCUUUAGAUGCGGGCGACUGGGCACCGGACCGGUUGGAACGCGACCGCGAGCCGACCGACGGGACACAGGACGCCUUAGACCAGCUUGUGGCGUGCGCAAGGUCCUUAACUGAGGAUGUUAGGCGGGCGGCGUCGUUCAUACAUGGAAAUGCUUCGCUAUUGUUCAGGCGAUCGCCGGCAGUUCCGGAACACGAAUGGACCGAAGAAUAUGACUAUGUUCGGCUGGAGUCAAGAACUGCGGUGGGCAGAAGAAAUGCUGAAAUCCGUGCAGCACUGCCAGAUAAACUGAGGGCUUCCUUCGACGCGCUUGUACGAGACGCUGAUCAUGCGGGCGAGGUGAGCGCGGUAGCAGCUGCCACAAGGUUACCUCCGGACGAUCGGCAACUGGCGGCAUUCUACGCAGCACAAACCGCCACGUACGGCGCCCACCUCUCAACAGCAGUUGAAGCAUUCCUGCGGACCAUUGAAAUGGGACAACCUCCCGAUGUCUUCCUCGCUCACGGCAAAUUCGUUGUCCUGAGCGCUCAUAGAAUAGUUCACGUUGGCGAUACUGUGCACAGGAGCGCACAACACGCCGGUCUCAAAGCGAAGAUACUUCGCUGUUCCGAUGCAUUAUCAGACGCACUUGCUGCAACGGUUGCGAAAACGAAAGCGGCUGCACUGCAGUUCCCAUGCGCGAGUGCUGUCGCGGAAAUGGCCGAAUCUGCACGAACACUCGCAUCAAGAGCCCAGGAGUUGCGAAGGGCUCUUAUAAGAGCGGCAGAACCUCCUCAGGACUCUACACCUGGCACAACUGUUCCACCGUCGUCGACUGCAACUCCUCUAACACCAUUGACUCCCCUCGCUCCACACACCAUCGGUUCGCCAUCGCUUCCCGUGUUAUAAGCUGUAUUUAUGACAUAGCUGAGUUGAAAAGCUGUGAUAGUUCGCUUAGCUGAAAGUGAAGCAGCCCGACAAAUAAUAGGGGUUGCAUGCACAAAUUUUGUGGAAUGUGGUUCUACACAAACUCUGCGAAUCAAGAGCAAAUAGGAUAAUGCAUGAAUGGUCCUUAUGGUUUGGCAGACAUUAGAGUAUGAAUCGCCGAGAAAGUUGGGAAAAAAUAGAUUUAUUGAAUGUUUACUGGAGCCGUUAUCUAUCGUUUUGGUUUGUUGCUGCUAGAUUUGGGACCGAUAAUUCUGUGUACUUAAAGUGAUGGCUAGAUUUAUAUGUUGUGUAUACUGUUUUGAAUAUUGAUUGUGAAAACGUGCUGGACACUAAUUUAUAUGACCGAUUGGAUUGGGGGCCGGUACACCUCCAUAACACAAACAUUAAUUACCAAAGACAACCCAUUUGUAACACGCACAUUAUAUAAACGUAGACUGCCAAUAGAACGAAUACACUAAACAAAGUUUCUAUUAAUAUUAACAUUUUAUAUUAUACAAUAAAACGAAGGCUGCCGUUAGUUUAAUUUGGAAUGGUUUUUUGAAUUUAUACACGCAAGUUUUAAGCUGGAUGCUCAUUUGCUGUAGUGAGUUGAGUUGUCCGUCCAGUUUUAUACAAUAUUUCAAUUGUAACAAGUAUUAUAAAGGUAGCGUAUAAAUUUAUUGCGACGACAGUCUUUAUUAACUUGAAUAUGUGUAAACGUUACAAAAUAUGCUUGUAAAUACCAUUUGUAUGUCUGUUAUAUCGUUAAGUCGCGUAAUUUUACGAUGAUGACCGUUUUACAUAAUCAACUUUCCAAUGUUGUGAUGCUACCAUGAAAUAAGAUUAGAAAAAUUUGGUCGCUGCGAAUCGAAUGUUCCUUGAACAGUAGUAAUAGGAAAAUACAAUAAAAUUUUAUGCUCGUUUUGCUUAAAUAUGUGACAAUUAUUAUUGUUAAGUUAACUCGUGCAAAAUGUCAUGACUGAUUUUAUUAGUUAGCUAUGCGGCUCAAUUAUGGUUAUAUAUGACCCAUCAAUGGAUCUAAGGUUCAAUGCAUUUAGGGCAAUCAAAGAAACAGAAAAUACUAAAUUAGGGCCUCAUCUAUACCUGCUAUAAUAUAUACUUAUUUAAAAGUUGCAAUAAAUGUUAGGUCUAAAUGAAAUAUCGAGGAGCAAGAAGCGUCAGAAUUAUGCUAUUAGCAGAAUUAUGGAGUUACGAGUGGUUGAGGUAAAUGCUAAGAAUUUUUAUUUGUUUAGACACGUUAAAUCGACGGUAUGACAAUCUCUGAUUGUAUAAGUCGAGUGAAAUAUGGUCGCGAUUCUAACAGUGCAAAAUCUCUUAACGGAACUAAAUUGACGACAUUUAAGUAAAUACCAUAAAUAGUGCUCCCACAAUGUUUUCCGUAAGAAAGGAUAGCAGUCUUUUUAAAUAUAUGGCAAUUUAGUUUUGUUCAGAGAUUUGUGAGAGUGUAUAAUAGAAUGGAUACCAUCUCACUUUCAACUUUGUUUCAAUUUAUUUCGGUUAAACAGAAUCUAAACUUAACUUUAAGUUUCAUUUCUUAAGGCCCGUAUUAAUAAAUCGACAUCGAGCUACCAACAGAAUACCUGCCUAGCGUGCGUUUUUCUGCCUUGUCGAAACAGCGCCAUCUAGUGACCAACUUUUUUCCAGUAUUGUAACUAGAGUGGAGCUUUUGCGUUUUCAUACACAUCGUAAUCAGCUUUCACUGAGGAUCCAGUUCAGUGUUCAGUAUUAACUGAUACUUGAGUACCUGUUCUUAUCUCUACGUCGGUUUAUUAAUAUUGGUUAAAGAGCCUUUCAAUUCAGGCAUUGCAAACAAGAUAUAGUCGUUGCUAGGAAACCUUUACAGACGCCCACAAAUUCACUCAUGUUUGUAUCGAUAUAUCUACAGACUCAGAUACGUUGAUUUGCGGUUUGGUCACGCAUUUGUAAUUACGCGUCACAAUUUUCAACAUCUACCUACUGCCUACAACGCGCGAUUGAUGCGCCAUAGAUUGUCUUAACAAUCUAAGUCACAGUAAUCGCGCGCUGUCGGCGCGCAGUUGUGUGGAUAGCGGGCUUAAACGUGGUUAAAACUUUUUACCAGUGUUCUCUAUAGGAAAAGGUGGCACUUUUCUUAAGUUAUCAACUUAUUUUAUUUUGCUAACUUGCGUGAAGGAUUUAAGCAUCAACUGCGCUUAGAAAAAAGGCUUAUUAUAUCCUUUUGCCCUUAUGUUAAAGAUGCAAUGUUUUAGCUGCUUUUCUGCUUUUGCUUAGGAUAGGACCUCCGAGAACGUUUAAUAGCUACGACUAUCCGUCACGUUAAUAGUGCGUUAUCUGAGAGUAGGAGAGAAAUAUGCCGUGAAUAUAUAUGCCUUAAGACUAGUGCCAUGGUAUUACCAGUGUUUCAUUUUCAAAAAUAUGGCACUAUUUUCGGGUACCACCUUAGUUUAGUUUAGGAUUUGUCAACCGAAAUUUGACCCAGAGUAUAUAUGCAGUAUAGAUCAAUUUCUUCAUUCUUUCUACGGUUAUACCUACACCUGGCGUAAAUGUCUAAAGAUUUUUUAAAUAGAUUUCAUAUUAUGAAAAUUGCAGAUUUGGCGUGAUCAAUUGGAAGACCCCCGCUGAUUUGAUCAAAGCUGUGAUAGCCAGAAACAUGGAUUCUGCAAUUUUGAUAUUUAAAAAGUCUAUCAUAUCCUUGUCUUCUAAUUUUGCCCAUCUCCAAUAUGGUCGGAUAGGUUUAAUUACUUCGAGGAAUUAUAAUUAGUCAACUAAUGCCCUAUACCUAUAGUAUUAUUGGCGCACGAUCGUCGUUGAAUGUUUACAUCCUAUACGGUCAAAGUCAAGAGAGAUUCUUAUUCUUAUUACAAUAACUGGCAGGCCUCUGAAUCUCUACGGCAUUAAAACUGUAUCUGCGCACGAAAUACAUUUUGUGACGUUUCAUACAUCAUUUAGUACAAUGAUAAUGAUUUCAAAAGUGUUUUAACAUUAAAAUGUACUUAAAACUGAGCCCUGAUUCUUUAUUGCAUUUCAACAAUGCACGAAUAUUUUGUGACGUUAAUUUUUCGUCGCAAACUGUGGUUACGUAUGUGUGCAGAGUAAGAGAAAAUAACGGUAGUCUCUUGCUCAGUUAUGAUAAACACCAUUUCCCUCUUUAAAAGGAUGGGCACUACGUAGCUGUCAGUUAAGUUAUAUUCCGAAAAUCUGAGUAUGGAGUGCACGAUCUAAGUUUGUUAUACUGAAGUAUGUCACGAGUUAGCUGCGCAGAUACAGUUUAUAGGAAUUAAAUUCCCAGGUUACAUUUGUACUUGGUAUAUGGGCGAGCGUCUCAAGUAAGAUUGUGGAUACUAUGUAUGCACCAAUAUGAAAUAAAAGGCAUUUCAACCUCGAUUGUUCGCAAAUAGUUCAACAACUAGGGCUUAAUCAAUGUACGUGUCAAUAUUUUGUAUUUUAUAAAUAUUGUAAUAGUUCGCCGUAGAUACGUUAUAACAAUGUAAAAAGCAUGUUGUACAUUAGCAAUGUGUAAUAUAUUACCUAGAUGUCGUAGUUUAGUUAGGUAUAGAUGAAAAUUGUACAAAUGCAUAUUAUUAAAAAUUAAUAAUUUUAUUAAUGAAUUAUAAUUUAAUCAUCUUGUAAAACGCAAUCAAGUAAAUAUACAAAAUUUUCGUAUUUAA